Opisthorchis viverrini is the source of this 543-nucleotide messenger RNA. RefSeq lists its product as hypothetical. The transcript has 3 exons. NCBI's taxonomy places the organism in Eukaryota, Metazoa, Platyhelminthes, Trematoda, Opisthorchiida, Opisthorchiidae. The record is from RefSeq and is a predicted model, not a curated record. Gene Ontology annotation, molecular function: serine-type endopeptidase activity. The annotation marks the transcript as partial.
UCCGAGAGAAAAUCAGUCGGAGUAUGCACAACCAACCUUCAAGCAGGUGUCAUCACCUCCCCAAACUACCCGCAGCCAUAUCCCAGAGAUUUGCUUUGGGCCUUUAACAUUGACGUACCACAAGGCUGUUCUCUUCGCUUGAAUUUCCGCGAAUUUCGGAAAUUCUCAGAAUUCAAUUGGCGUUUGAUGUGUUUCCAGCUAGGGGACGACUAUGUGAAUAUUACAAAUGACACCGGAUCGUUCGGCAGCUGGACUGGAAGUGAAAACCCCCCGCAGAUUCAAUCAUCCGCAACGCUUUUGGUUGCACUGCAGACCAGCGACGACGGGACUCUUAAUCCCGGGUACUUGGCGAACUAUUCGCAAAAAGACAGGUCAGAAAAUGAAGUGACCAGGAAUGAAUCAUUCUAUGCCUGUUGUUCAACGUUGAGUUCAGGAAAUGUAACAUCACCUGGUUACCCAAAUGCGUAUCCAAACAGGCUGCGCUAUACAUGGAUUAUUGUGCAGCCACUAGGUUGCGUCAUUCAGCUGAACUUUUCUGACUUC